AGCGGUCACGGCCCGGAACGGCCCGCGAGCGAGCGAGAGUGACAAGUGAACCGCGAUAGUGAGUGACAGUGAGUGAUAGUGAGUGACAGUGAGCGAUAGUGAGUGACAGUGAGUGGUAGUGAGUGCGAGCGAGUGACGUAGUGAGUGACUGCCACAUGAGGGCCCCGCCGAGGGUCGGCACCGCCUGACCGUGGAGGUGCAGUCCGUGCCUCGGCCCGCGGGGUCGGGCCCGCCUUUCCCCAGGACCUCGCCGCCGCCGCCCGCCCCCAGCGCCGCCCCCGGCCAGGAGAACCUGCCCCUCAGGCCACGCCUGGACAUCUUCCAGCACCUGCUCCAGGAGAACCGACAGAACAGGGGCAGGAUGGGCACAGGUGAGGACAGCGCCCACCCCUGGAAACCCAAAGGUGACAGACUCCUGGACAUUCCCUGCAAAGUGUGCGGGGAUAGGAGCUCAGGGAAGCACUAUGGAAUCUACAGUUGCGAUGGAUGCUCGGGGUUCUUCAAGCGCUCCAUCCACCGGAGCCGCGUGUACACCUGCAAGGCGCAGGGUGACCUGAAGGGCCGUUGCCCCAUCGACAAGACCCACCGCAACCAGUGCAGGGCCUGCAGGCUGACCAAGUGCUUCCAGGCCUCCAUGAACAAGGACGCCGUGCAGCACGAGCGAGGGCCACGCAAGCCCAAGCACCCGCUGGUGCAGCUGGGCGGCCCGCCCAAGGACAUGCUGCACCCGGCGCACCUACCCGCGCACCUGCAGGGCCACCUGCAGGGGCAGCUGCAGGGACAGUUGCAGGGACAGCUACAGGGCCCGCUGCCGGGACAGCUGCCCGGCGGCCACCACCCGGCCAUGCCGCACCCCGCCAUGCACCACCAGGGCUUCCUGCCGCCGGGUGGCUUCCUGUUCCCGCCCCACCACGGGCCACCGCCCCACCACGCCCACCACCACGAGUGGGCAGCCAGAGUGCACCUGUCCUCGCCGCUGUCCUUGUCACCCAUGUCGCCGUCGGGCUGCACGGUGCCGCCCUCCGGCCCCGGGUCGGGGGGUGGGUCCGCGGGAGGAUCCGGGGGCGGCUCGGCCAAGGGCCCCCCAAGCGAGAGCUCCGACAUCAGCCCCACCUCCUCGGCCACCCCCGGGCUGCGAGGCGCCGCCCCCGCGCCCGGCGGGCCCAUGCUGGUGCCGCCCCCAGCCUCGCCGGACAGCGCCGCCGCGGCGCACGGCCACGGCGACCCCGCCCCCGAGGACGCCACCCACGACGGCACACUGGCGCUGAGCGGACUCAAGCCGGCACCCCCGACGAACCUCCUGCAGCUGCUGAUGUCUGCUGAGAAGUGUGAGGAGCUGCUGUGGGGCGCCAAGCUCUCCGAGGAUCGGGCGCUGCUGCAGCAGGCCGCCAACCUCCCAAUCGUGCUCACGCCCACCUGGGAGGUGCUGCAGGAGACCACGGCGCGUCUGCUCUUCAUGGCCGUGCAGUGGGUGCGCUCGCUGGCCCCGUUCCAGACCCUCUCCAAGAGGGAUCAGUUGCUGCUGCUGCAAGAGUCGUGGAAGGAGCUGUUCCUGCUGCACCUGGCGCAGUGGUCCAUCCCCUGGGACCUGUCGGCGCUGCUCGACUCCCCGCAGGCCCGCGAGCGCCUCCCGCAGGACGAGCUCACCGCCGCCGAGCUCAAGACCAUCCAGGAGAUCAUGUCGCGCUUCCGGCAGCUCAGUCCGGACGUGAGCGAGUGCGGCUGCAUGAAGGCCGUCAUCCUCUUCACUCCCGAGACCGGCGAGCUGUGCGACUCGCAGCCCGUGGAGAUGCUGCAGGACCAGGCGCAGUGCAUCCUCAGCGACUACGUGCGCACCCGCUACCCUCGGCAGCCGACGCGCUUCGGCCGCCUGCUGCUGCUCGUGCCUAGUCUCCGGUCCGUGCGCCAGGCCACCGUCGAGCAGCUCUUCUUCAGGGAGACCAUCGGCGAGAUCCCCAUCACGCGCCUGCUCGGCGACAUGUACCACAUGGGCUACGCCUGAGCCUGGCACUCUUCCUAUCUUUAUCAUUUUCAUCCUUAAUACUAUAAUUUUGCGCACAGAAAUGUUUAAAAAAUAAACAAAUAUUGAAAUAAACGUAGCUUUACUUUAAAUACAGAAUGACAACUGUCUUUUAAAAAAAUGGGAGGACAGAAGCAGGAAAAUAGGUGGUGCCAGGUAGAACUCACAACAGAGUAAAUAAUCCUAUUUCAAUGUGCUCUUCUGAACUCACUCAAUUGAUUUAUGAAUGAAGUAUUCUUGAAAUUCUUUCCAUCAGGCUAUGGCAUGAACUAAAAAUUGAAUGGUAUUGAUGUUGUGUAUGGUAUGGGAAUCGAAAGCUACAUCUGGAAAAAACUGAUGUAAGAUUUGUGUCAAUUGUUACAUUGUUGAAAUUCUUGUGAAUAAAUUUUCUUAAAAAUUCAAA
Frankliniella occidentalis (western flower thrips) is the source of this 2423-nucleotide messenger RNA. It is a transcript of the gene dsf, whose product is annotated as nuclear receptor subfamily 2 group E member 1. The coding region runs from base 362 to 2002 and encodes 546 amino acids. Gene Ontology annotation, molecular function: nuclear receptor activity; zinc ion binding; RNA polymerase II cis-regulatory region sequence-specific DNA binding. Lineage: Eukaryota; Metazoa; Arthropoda; Insecta; Thysanoptera; Thripidae. The record is from RefSeq and is a predicted model, not a curated record. The transcript is spliced from 9 exons. Gene Ontology annotation, biological process: anatomical structure development; cell differentiation; regulation of transcription by RNA polymerase II.